Molecule: messenger RNA, 1158 nt
Organism: Vanessa tameamea
Lineage: Eukaryota; Metazoa; Arthropoda; Insecta; Lepidoptera; Nymphalidae
Product: tRNA (cytidine(32)/guanosine(34)-2'-O)-methyltransferase-like
Exons: 1
Coding region: 165-1043 (292 amino acids)
Biological process (GO): tRNA methylation; cytoplasmic translation
Cellular component (GO): cytoplasm
Molecular function (GO): tRNA methyltransferase activity
Source: RefSeq, a predicted model, not a curated record
UCUUAUAUUCAUUGAAAUUAAUUUGAAUUUUUAUACAAAUUAAAAAUAAAUCAAUAUAAAUAUAACCAUCGGUACUAUUCUUAUUUUAAGUUGUCUUUGGUCUAACCUCACUUUUUUCUUUUCAUCUAAGAAUUCAUAAAAUCUAAGAGAACAAUAAUAUAAAUAUGGGAAAAACAUCUAAAGACAAAAGAGAUAUUUACUAUAGAUUAGCAAAAGAAGAAGGAUGGAGAGCCAGAAGUGCUUUCAAGUUAUUACAAAUUAAUGAAGAGUAUAAUAUUUUUGAAGGUGUUUUACGAGCCGUUGAUUUGUGUGCUGCACCCGGUAGUUGGAGUCAAGUAUUAACAAAAAAGUUACGCCAAAAUACAGAAAACGAAGAUGAUGUUAAGAUAGUUGCGGUGGAUUUGCAAGCCAUGGCAUCACUUCCAGGCGUUAAACAAAUUCAAGGGGAUAUUACAAAAAUAUCAACAGCAAAUGAGAUAAUUAAAGAAUUCGAAGGACAUAAAGCAGAUUUAGUUGUAUGCGACGGAGCACCAGAUGUAACGGGGUUGCAUGAUAUUGAUGAAUAUGUUCAAUCACAACUUCUUCUUGCUGCAUUAAAUAUAACAACACAUGUACUUAAAAUUGGUGGAAUUUUUGUUGCCAAAAUUUUCAGGGGUAAAGAUGUUACCUUAUUGUAUUCACAGUUAAAGCUUUUUUUUGAGUUUGUAACAGUGUCAAAGCCAAGAAGUUCAAGAAAUUCUAGUAUUGAAGCUUUCGUUAUAUGUCAAAACUAUAAGCCCCCACCAGAUUAUGUCCCUACCAUGGUUAACCCACUACUUGAUCAUAAGUAUUGUGACUUCAAUGAGUUUACAGGGCCGAAUAGGUUCAUAGUACCAUUUAAUGCUUGUGGUGACCUCAGUGCUUAUGACUCUGAUACAUCAUACCCUUUGUUAUUAGAAGGUCAAGAAUCUUAUGAAUACAAGGAACCUGUCCAAGGACCUAUAGAUCCACCUUACAAAGAAAUUUUAGAAAAAAAUAAAUCAAUGCAAACAAAUAACUUAUAAGCAAAUAUUAUUACAAUUUCAAAACAUACAUAAAAGAAUAGCUUAAAUGAAUAAAUAAUGGUAUGAUAACUAAUUAAAUUAAGAAAGAACUUCAUUUAUAAUAUAAAGGAAAUUA